AUGCUGGAAGUGUCAGGCCUGAGGCGCGACGUCCGGGGCCAGGCCUCGCGCGAGCCUCGCACAGUCAUCUACUCGAUAAGCUUCAGCCUCCGCAAGGGCGAGAUUUUAUUUGUGCGCGGCCCCUCGGGCGUCGGGAAGACCCUGUUGCUGCGAGCCAUUGCGUCGCUGGACGCGUCCCAGGGCGGUGCAAUUCUGCUGGACGGGCGCACGCCCUCGCAGUACGGGUUUCCUUCGUGGCGGGCACGCGUCGCGUACGUACCCCAGCACCGUCUGAACUUCCCAGGCACCCCGUCCGAGCUCUACUUCAAGGCGCAGUCCUACAAGGCGCAGAAGGGCCGCCCCCGCGGCGACCUCCCGUCGAUCGUCCAAGCCCUCGGCCUCGCGGAAGACGAGCUCAACGUCGAGUGGCACACGCUCUCUGGCGGGCAAGCCAAUCGCGUGUACCUCGCGCUCGUGCUCGCGCUGCAGCCCGACGUCCUCCUCCUCGACGAGCCCACGGGCAGCCUGGACCCCGCCGCGACCCAGCGCGUGGAGGACCUGAUCCAGCGGGUCGCAAAGGGGGGUACGUCGGUCGUGUGGGUCACGCACGACGUGGCGCAGCCGUCCCGCGUGGGCGGGCGCGUUUUGGAGCUGCCGCUCGGCACCGAGAUCGCCGCGUAG
Molecule: messenger RNA, 660 nt
Organism: Pedinophyceae sp. YPF-701
Lineage: Eukaryota; Viridiplantae; Chlorophyta; Pedinophyceae
Source: the annotation of a GenBank genome assembly